Bactrocera tryoni is the source of this 1884-nucleotide messenger RNA. Its product is annotated as myb-like protein P. The record is from RefSeq and is a predicted model, not a curated record. The transcript has 3 exons. The coding region runs from base 1 to 1884 and encodes 627 amino acids. NCBI's taxonomy places the organism in Eukaryota, Metazoa, Arthropoda, Insecta, Diptera, Tephritidae.
AUGAUCGGAAAACUAGUCAUGGAGAGUUUGGUGCGUAAUCCGACAACUCCGUCUAUGUACCAUCUGAUUACGCGGGUCGGUUUGGGCGUGGGUGGCGGUGGCGGCGGUAGUCACUACAAAGUGACUACGCGCUGCGUACCCGAAGUGAGCGUAACCUCACCGACCGAUGGCCAUUAUCAUGAAUUACAGCCAUACUCAACGGUAUCAACAACAUCAUCAUCAUCAUCAGCAUCAACAACAAACACACCGCAGUCAGCAACAGUGGCCAUAACAACAGCAACAACAACAACAACACAUACGCAUGCCAAUCAUCAGACAAGCGAACAGCAGCCAUCAAAAUCAGCAACACAACCACCACAUCAACCACAUCAACUACAUCAACCACAUCAACAACAUCACCAUCAUCAACAACAGCAACACAAACCAAAAGAAAAUCACAAACAACAAGCGCAACAACAGAAAGCACAUAAGAAAUCGAAAGCCAAGUCGAGUAGCCACGGCAACAGCAACAGCAAUAGCCACUGCUAUAGCAACUAUAAUUACAACAGCAAUAACAACAACAAUAAUAAUAAUAGCAAGAACAGCAUUAACCAUAGCAACAGCCAUAGCCAAAAUAGUAGUAACAGUAAAACUUUUCUACAACGCAGUAAACACACUAACAACAUUUAUUCAUCAGGAGCCACACUGGUGGAGGAGGAGGACUUCAAUGAAUUGACCGCCGUACCGACAGCAACCAUUGUGAUAGCAACAAAUGUGAAUGGCAAAGUGCGCAUAAGUCCACAAGCGACCAUCAACAACAGCAGUGCUGGUCCGGGCAUUGGCAACGGCACCGGCAAAGAGUCGGUUCGCCAGCUGCCACCACCACUAAAACUGACCGCCAGCACAACAACGACGCCAACAAGACCGACAACAAUUGCCGCGCCAACGAAAAAUCUACUGCAACGCCAGAAGGCGACCCAGCAGCCACAUCAGCAGCAACAGGCGAGUCCAACCAGAAGCACAGCUGAGAAAUUGCUUGCACAAACUAGUGAGGAAAGUCAACCCACUGAAUUGACACCGCUGGUGGAGACGCACGACGAUAUCACGCACGGUCACAGUUCGACAGCACACACACCUUCCUCGAAUACAAACACCGCCAGCUCAACGCAACGCUCCAAUAGUACCGCGAUCGCCGCGUCUGUUUCGCCAACAGCUAGUGUUGGUUUAGCUACAGCAGCAACACAGUACAUUGGCGACUUGUCGCCUGCCACAUCGGCUGCCAGCAUCAUCUCCGCAGUAGGCGUUGCGAACGCGCCGAACAUUUACGGUCAGCAAACUAUCGUACCGGCUGCACCAACGGCACCACCGCCCACAGCUAUCGCUGCUGCUGCUGCCGCCACCACCACAACUUACAGUCACAACUCGAAGACUACACGCUCCUGGCCGGUAAUCUAUAGGAAUCCACACCAUUACGACUACGAGGCACUCUACGUGCAGGCGUCUGGCGGUAGCACUAAACCGGUGGUUGGCGCAAAUCAUCACUACCACCAUCAGCCGGCGAGUCACUUUCAAAUCGGCAGUAGCGCUUUCAAGCAGAACUGUUAUUCGAAUCAAUUUGCUCAAUCCAUUUUGUAUACGUCAAGCAAUGAGGACCUGAGCGCCAUCAAUGAGCACGGCGGCGAUGGUGUUGGUGGCGGUACAACCGGUGGCAGCAGUAAUUUCGGCGUUAGCAACGGUCCCAGCAAUCACAAUACGAAAAACAAUACACAAACGACGUGCUACUACUUUGCGCCAAGUCGGCAUAACAGCAUUUAUGAACAUCCGUCGGCUGUGGUGCAUAAUUCCUCGUUUCAAUUUGAUCCGACUGCGGCAACAACUGCAGCCGCUGCAGCGGCUCUGCGCUAA